AUGGCUCACAGGUCCCCGCUCCAAGUCUUUGCUCCUGCUGUUGUGACCUACUCCUUCUUCAGAGCCCAAUUCAAAUCCUGCUCUGAGGGUGUGAAGGGCACCGUGGAAAGGGCUGGUGGUGUGGAGCAGAAUUCCUGGCAAGGACGCAUCCGCGACUGUCAGCUCCGGCCAUCGCUGCCCUGGGGAGGCGCCACGGGGCGCCCUGCUCCCUGCAGGGGCAUGGAGGGGAAGAUCUCGGGGUGUUGUGAGGCCCCCAAGAAGCUGGGCCUGUCCUUCUCCAUCGAGGCGAUCCUCAAGAGGCCCACGGAGAGGAGAGAUGCAGCCAGGUCACCAGGGGCCGGUGGAGGGAGCCCCGGGCAGGCAACGGUGGAAAGUUCCAGGCUGGCGACGUCCCCGCAGCACCAGCCCCCGGAAGGGAGGAAGAGCAGGCGCAGGGUGCGCACCACCUUCACCACGGAGCAGCUGCGGGAGCUGGAGAAGACCUUCCAGCUCACCCACUACCCCGACAUCCACGUCCGCAGCCAGCUGGCCACCAGGAUCAACCUGCCAGAAGCUCGGGUGCAGAUCUGGUUCCAGAAUCAGCGAGCCAAGUGGCGGAAGCAGGAGAAGACCGGCAGCCUGGGCGCCCUGCAGCAGCUGGGUGAGGCCGACGUGGCCCUGCCCAUGAACCUGGACGUGGCUGGCUCCGUGCUGACACCCUCUGCUCUGCCCAGGCUGGCUCCCCCCACAGGCUGCUACCCACCUGCUCAACAUCAGCUGCCCUCUGCCUGGGUCCCUGCCCACAUGGCCGUCCUCCCGCAGCACCCGUGGGAGAUGCCACCCUUCCCGGGCCCUCUGCUCCAGCAGACCUGCGUCCCCGCCCUCUGCCUCCUUCCACCUCCGCACCCCAGCUGGGGCGGCAUCUGUGCCACUUCAACCUAG
Molecule: messenger RNA, 921 nt
Organism: Marmota monax (woodchuck)
Lineage: Eukaryota; Metazoa; Chordata; Mammalia; Rodentia; Sciuridae
Gene: Isx
Product: intestine specific homeobox
Exons: 6
Coding region: 1-921 (306 amino acids)
Biological process (GO): regulation of transcription by RNA polymerase II
Molecular function (GO): DNA-binding transcription factor activity, RNA polymerase II-specific; RNA polymerase II transcription regulatory region sequence-specific DNA binding
Source: RefSeq, a predicted model, not a curated record